Molecule: messenger RNA, 510 nt
Organism: Phycomyces blakesleeanus NRRL 1555(-)
Lineage: Eukaryota; Fungi; Mucoromycota; Mucoromycetes; Mucorales; Phycomycetaceae
Exons: 4
Coding region: 1-510 (169 amino acids)
Biological process (GO): 'de novo' NAD+ biosynthetic process from L-tryptophan; quinolinate metabolic process
Cellular component (GO): cytoplasm
Molecular function (GO): 3-hydroxyanthranilate 3,4-dioxygenase activity; iron ion binding
Source: RefSeq, a predicted model, not a curated record
AUGCUUUUGCCUCCUAUCAACUUCAAAAAGUGGGUCGAAGAACAUUCUGAUUACCUUCAACCACCUGUCAACAACUUUUUGUUGUUCAAGGGAAAGGAUACAAUUAUCAUGGUAGUCGGUGGUCCAAAUAAACGUACCGAUUAUCAUAUCAAUGAAACAGAGGAAUGGUUCUACCAGGUCAAAGGAAGCAUGACUAUAAAGGUCGUCGAUGAUGGUGUCUUUAAGGACAUUUGCUUAAAUGAGGGUGACAUGUUUCUCCUGCCUCCCAAAGUACCCCACAACCCUGUCCGCUACCAAGACACCAUUGGACUUGUUAUUGAACGAGUUCGCCUUCCGCAUCACACAGACAGUCUGCGUUGGUACUGUGAGGGAUGCAAAGAUAUAUUAUACGAAGAAAGCUUCCAUUGUGUUGACCUUGGAUCACAGCUAAAGCCAAUUAUCGAGCGAUUUGCAACAAGUAAAAAAUUGCGGACAUGUAAAAAAUGUGGUGUACUCAAUUCCACGAAAUAA